AUGGAAGACGCCAUGUCCCAAGACGCCACCAGUCUUCUCCAGCAGCUACGAGAGGAGCUCCAGCUAGAACUUGGCGCCGACACCAAUGCGCGGAGGCCGUGGUCGUUCACCCAGGGGCUCAUUUUGGGCCAGGUGCUGGUGAUCGUCGUCAUCGUCGUGUUCAUCAAGUUCUUUGUGUUUUCCGACCAGCAGACGAAAACCACCUUUGACGAGCUGGCAGGCUCAGUGGUGGUGAAACAUGAUGACGAGGAUGAAACACCGAGGCAACUGAAGAUCCUCGAAAAGACCUAUUACGAUGUUAAGAACCACCCGCCGGAAACCCUCGAUUGGUUCAACGUGCUUGUGGCUCAGGCCAUCAGCCAAUUGCGGAUGCAAGCCCUUUUAGGAGAUAACAUCUACCAUUCGCUUAAUAACUUCUUACUGCUGGCGUCGUUCCCUGAUUUCCUCGAUCGGAUUAAAUUGACUGAAAUUGAUAUUGGUGACGAUUUCCCUAUAUGCUCUAACUGUCGUGUUUGUUCGACCCCCGAGGGGCUCCAAACGUUGAUUGACGUCGACUUGUCCGAUACGUUGACGCUUGGCAUCGAAACUAAGUUGCUUUUGAACCAUCCACGUCCGUUAACCGCGGUGUUACCCGUGGAGUUGACGGUGCUGAUUGUGCGGUUUAGCGGCUGCUUAGGCAUCACGUUAGUCAAAGAAGACAAAAACGAUGAAAACCUGCCCACGCUGCUUAUGCUUCUGUUCUCGCCUGACUACCGGUUGGAAAUUAGUAUUAAGCUGUUGAUUGGGUCGCGGGCUAAGCUACAGGACGUGCCGAAGAUUCUGAGUGUGAUUGAGGCCCAGCUUCGGCUGUGGUUCACUCUGAGGUAUGUGGAACCGCAUAGUUUUAAAGUGAAGUUGCCUCACAUCUGGGCCAAACCGGAAGCUAAUGCCACUUGA
Messenger RNA from Diutina rugosa, 936 nucleotides. Its product is annotated as ERMES complex subunit. Gene Ontology annotation, molecular function: lipid binding. Gene Ontology annotation, biological process: phospholipid transport; mitochondrion organization. The record is from RefSeq and is a predicted model, not a curated record. The coding region runs from base 1 to 936 and encodes 311 amino acids. The transcript has a single exon. NCBI's taxonomy places the organism in Eukaryota, Fungi, Ascomycota, Pichiomycetes, Serinales, Debaryomycetaceae. Gene Ontology annotation, cellular component: ERMES complex; endoplasmic reticulum.